CGCAGGCAAAGGACCUGGCCGCUGAGCUGCCUGGAGGAGAACUGAGGAUCGAUGAGCAGGACGAGGUGAUUGAGAUGCUCACCCAGCUACGAGACAGGAAGAGGCAACAGCUAGAACAAUUUUCCGCUCAAACCCUGGAGUUGUCGUCAUCGUCGGCAGAAAUGAGCAUGGAAGUCGACUCGAUGGCGUCGACACCCAGUUGAGCCACGGACCAAAUAUCCCGCUACAGUCACGCUUUCGAUUCUCUCUUCUUCUAUCCAUCACCACGCAGGCCGUAACAUUCUACUCGUCGAGGCUGGCCUCAUAUUAUUUCUAUCGCCCGUAUCCAUCAUGCGGCAUCCAAACUUCUGCGCUGGACGCGCCUUUAGAUUGACUCUCCUGCUCAUCAUCCUAUCUGAACACGGUCGCGGUAUGGUACAAUGGGAAAGCCCUGCAGCAGGAGAUAGAUUCGGUCCAAACGAGACGAUUGAUGGGAAAUGGCAAACAGAUUCACCUGUCGUUUCGCCGUCGUUCAAGUUGUGUGCAAGCUCGUCGCCGCCGCAAGUGAGCUCGCGGGAUAACGAUGACCAGAUAUCCUGCAAUGGCGAUGUAAGCAGCUGCGGAGAAACAGUUUGGCCUACUAUUCAGCAUGGCAAUGGGUCUUACUCCGCUUCACUGGCCGUUCCAAAUGUCACCUCUGAUGAGGUAUUUUACCUCCUCAUGACGGACAACUUUGGUACAAAGCAUUGCUCGCCCCUGUUUCUGCUUUCGCCCACAUCCUCUUCUGCAACCGCACAGAUUGCCACUUCUACACCGACACCAGUCCCAGUACCUAAUAGCAACACUGCUCAGUCACCCUUUGGUUCUCCUCUGACAGGCAACCCCGCACCUGUAGCCACAUCCGCCCUCAGUCCUGCAUCUUUACCAGCAUCUUCUCCAAAUAUUCUUGCGACACGAUCGCCACCGCCAAUCGCUGCAUUUGUUGUGCCCCUCUGCUGUGUAGGCGCUAUUCUUCUGGUUGCGGCAGGUCUCUGUGUCCGUCACAACCGUCAAUUAGACCAGGAACGUGCCCAUGACGCAGAAAAACUUGCUGUAUCACGCAACUCGAGUUUUGGCAGUUUCAGGUCACAUCAGAGCGAUGUGCUAUCUAAGAGUCAGACCGACGUGUAUCACUAUGGAUCCGCCAUGCCAGUACCGCUCUUUAUGCCUGUCGAAAUGUCUCGAGAAAGAACGAGACAGAUGCCUUAUUUCUCGCCUCCAAUGUACUAUCAUGGCGGUGGACGGAAAACUAGUUACUCUCGUUCGACAUCAUCCCGGUCAUCCAAGCGAAGCGAUUCCUCUCAUUCUUCGCAUUCUCAAUCAUCGACUAGACUGCCUUCACGAAAGAAUUCCAAUCGCAUAUACCUUCCUUCAAUAACCCCAAGUCCCCUGUUGGUGGAUUUUGAGGAAAGAGAUGCGCAUCACGGUACCAGCGUGACAGACGAUGUCCUUUCCGAGUAUAUGCAACCUUCGCCUAUUCCACCAGAUUGCUUGCUGCCUGCCCCUCAAAAGCUGCAUGUACGUAAGGAGGCUGUUGAUUUGGAGGAAGAAAGAAGGAGAUACGCGAGGAUGAACUCUAUCGAUUUGUACGACGCUGUUCAGAAUACUCUACGGAGACCUCAUAAUACAUGAAUGAAUGCUAUGCUAAUUCAAGGAACGGGGACCUAAAUCCCAGUCAACAGGGAACAAACUUCUUUGUCUACAUGACGCUCGAGGUAGUGCUCGGUCGGGGAUCAGCGGUGUACCGACAACUUUUUCUCCAGAAAACUAAAUCAAUUUAAGGUCAAACUUCCGAAGCAUGAGGUUUCAUGCUUUGACAACAUUCGGUAUAUGAGUUUCGACACUUACACAGGGCUAUUUUCCGGGAAAAUGUUUCUUUUCUCAUCGGUCUCAAAAGUGAGUCCAGAAACCGCGAACUCAAUCAGAUUUGACCAAAUUUACUUUCUGGCAGUGUAUGGAGAUUAUCUUGUUCGCCUUCGGUAUAUGAAGCGCGGCAU
Desarmillaria tabescens is the source of this 2015-nucleotide messenger RNA. RefSeq lists its product as uncharacterized. The coding region runs from base 331 to 1650 and encodes 439 amino acids. The transcript has 4 exons. Lineage: Eukaryota; Fungi; Basidiomycota; Agaricomycetes; Agaricales; Physalacriaceae. The record is from RefSeq and is a predicted model, not a curated record.